Molecule: messenger RNA, 1307 nt
Organism: Hermetia illucens (black soldier fly)
Lineage: Eukaryota; Metazoa; Arthropoda; Insecta; Diptera; Stratiomyidae
Exons: 4
Coding region: 351-1103 (250 amino acids)
Source: RefSeq, a predicted model, not a curated record
AACCCCUGGGAAUGGAGCUCGGCGGUAGGCAACGUUGACGAGUGAUUUGAAUAACGUAUGGGAAAUUAGUAGAAGUGGCACUAAAGUCAGUAGCUGGCGGGCACAGCAUUUUCUUAGGCGGGCUCAGAAAGCUUCUCGAGGUGGUAAUCAACAGUUGGUUGUCUGUUUUCGCGAUUGUUGCAAUCUCUCUAAUUGACAAGACCGCAUCUACCGAUUUAGAGUUUGCAGUAUUUUCGCAGAACGUGUCUAUUUCGAAACAGUGCCCGCGACACCGCGUUUACGCUUAUACUGCAAAAAUUAGCGAGUGUUAAUUUGCUUUGACGCGCGAUAUUUGAUUGGCAUUGAUAAAAAUGCAGUCGGCGUAUGCAAUUUUGAUAUUCUCCGCGUGUUUGUUUGGAGUGUUUGAAGGAUGUUUUGGAGCUUUACCUUCUUCGAUAAAGACAUGUCCUAGAAAUCAUCCUGAUCCGAACAGAUGCAUUUUGGAUGCAGUGAACAUUGUGCGUCCCCUACUUGCGAAAGGUGACUUAGGAGAUGGAUAUCACACACCACCAUUGGAGCCUUUGUAUUUGGAUAAUAUCGAAAUGGGACGUGGUAACGAAUUUCGAGCAGUAUUCAGUGAUAUUCAAGCAAGAGGUGGAAGUAACUUCAUUAUAGAGAAAUUGAAAGCAAACAUAACGAACCUUUCAUUCGAUGUCUAUAUCUUACUACCAAAAAUCGAAUUUGUUGGCAAAUAUUCCUUAAAAAUUCGCUUACUUUUACUUAAUAUAAAUGGAAAAGGAGAUAUGCGUGGAACUUUCAAAAAUGCUCGUGCGUAUGUUAAGAUGCGUGGCAUCAAAGUGCAUAAGGAUGGCAAUGAUUACGUUAAAUUCAAGGAGCUGCCAUUGAGAAUCAAAGUGGAAGAUGCGCAAAUUCACUUGGACAAUCUUUUCGGUGGAGACCCAGUUUUAGGUCAAGUUGGAAACAACAUUAUCAAUGACAAUCAUAAGUUGUUCCUGGCUGAAGUGCUACCUGGUUUGGAAAAGGGUCUUUCGAAGAGUUUCGUUGAAAUUUCUGAUAAUAUUCUGCAGACGGCAACAUUCGAUGAAAUGUUUCCGUUGGAAUGAUUCGAUUUUAAGAUAUAUUUAUUUUUUUGUAAAAUUAUUUUCUGGAACUAAUUUAGAUAUUGUAGGUUUAAUAUUGAGAGGUACCGAGGUACCAAAAUUUGUUAUACCUUAAUUACACCAAAUGGUUUGUUUUGUUUGUUUAGUCUUGUUAGAGAUUAAACGGAACGUUUAUAAAUUAUUCUAAUAAAUAGAUUACUAAAUUAA